Salvia hispanica is the source of this 2647-nucleotide messenger RNA. Its product is annotated as Pentatricopeptide repeat (PPR) superfamily protein. Gene Ontology annotation, molecular function: RNA binding; protein binding. Lineage: Eukaryota; Viridiplantae; Streptophyta; Magnoliopsida; Lamiales; Lamiaceae. Gene Ontology annotation, biological process: RNA modification. The record is from RefSeq and is a predicted model, not a curated record.
UUGUCACUUUCUUCCAACAGCAAAAAAUUCCGCCAAGCAUGAAUUCAAAAUUCGAUGGCCGCAUUUUACCGAAAGACAUUUUCCUAUAUAUUUCAAGAAUGCUCCAAGGCGAGAGCGCGCGAACCCGGGAUGCAAGCCCACGCACGGAUGAUCUUAUCUGGCUUCAAACCCACAGUUUUUGUUUCCAAUUGUUUGAUCCAAAUGUACAUAAAAUGCUCCCGCAUGGAGUGUGCGGGUAAAGUGUUCGACAGAAUGCCUGAACGGGACCGCGUCUCUUGGAACGCUAUGAUCUUCGGGUAUUCGAUCAAUGGGCAGAUGGGGUUGGCGCAUUCGCUCUUCGACUUGAUUCCUGAGCGAGAUGUGAUCUCAUGGAAUUCUUUGGUGUCAGGAUAUUUGCAAAAUGGGAAUUGUUUGAAGUCGGUUGAGGUGUUCGUGAUGAUGGGGAGAGAUGCUGUGGGAUACGAUGAGACCACGUUUGCUGUUGUUUUGAAGUCAUGCGCGAGUUUGGAAGACUAUCUAUUGGGGCUACAAGUGCAUGGAGUUGUGGUGAAGUCGGGAUUUGAAUGUGACGUGGUGACUGGAAGUGCUAUGUUGGACAUGUAUGCAAAAUGCAAGAAGUUGGAUGAAUCAAUGCGGUUUUUUCGCAGGAUGCCGGUAAAAAAUUGGGUGUCAUGGAGCGCGAUCAUUGGUGGCAGCGUUCAAAAUGGUGAGCUCGUGGAUGGGGUGGAGCUGUUUAAAGAAAUGCAGAGAGAGGGAGUUGGGGUUAGCCAAUCUGUUUAUGCUAGUGUUUUCAGGUCUUGUGCUGGUUUAUCGGAUUCAAGGUUGGGUUCUCAGUUGCAUGGCCACGCGCUGAAGAGCGAUUUUGGAGCUGAUACCAUAGUUGGUACUGCAAUGUUGGACAUGUAUGCUAAAUGUGGCAACUUGCUUAAUGCUACGAAGGUUUUCGACUCGUUUCCAAACCAUAACUUGCAAUCAUACAAUGCUUUGAUUGUUGGAUAUGCUAGAGGCGAUUGUGGAUUGGAAGGUAUGCAGCUGUUUCUGCUGCUAUUGAGGUCUAAUCUUGGUUUUGAUGAAAUAAGCCUAUCUGCUGCGUUUAGUGCUUGUGCAGUAGGGAAAGGGCUUUUGUUAGGAAAUCAAAUACAUGGUUUAGUACUUAAGACUCCCUUCCGUUAUGAUAUCUGUGUGGCCAAUGCCAUUUUAGAUAUGUAUGGUAAAUGUGGAGCAUUACGCGAAGCUUGUUCUGUGUUUGAUGAAAUGGAGAGUAGAGAUGCUGUAUCUUGGAACGCAGUCAUUGCUGCUUGUGAGCAGAACAACAAUGGGGACACGUUGCCACUAUUCGUUGGUAUGCUUCGUUCAAGAAUGGAACCGGAUGAAUUUACAUAUGGAAGUGUUCUGAAAGCUUGUGCAGGUGGGCGGGCUCUGCAGCAGGGGAGGGAGAUCCAUGGUAGAGUCAUUAAGUGCGGCUUGGGGUUGGACUCGUUUGUGAGCAGUGUGAUUGUUGAUAUGUAUUGCAAGUGUGGGGUGGUGGAGGAGGCUGAGAAGCUCCAUGACAGGAUGGCGGAACAAACGCUUGUUUCGUGGAAUUCUAUUAUUUCUGGGUAUUCUUUGAGUGAGCAGAGCGAAGGGGCACAGAAGUACUUCUCUAGGAUGUUGGAGAUGGGAAUUAAGCCUGAUAACUUCACUUAUGCUACGGUCCUUGACACUUGUUCAAAUGUGGCGAAUGUCGGGCUUGGGAAGCAGAUCCAUGCUCAAGUGAUCAAGCAGGAGCUGCAGUCGGAUGUGUACAUUGUUAGUACAUUAGUUGAUAUGUAUUCGAAAUGUGGGAACAUGGGUGACUCUGUUUUGAUGUUCCGGAAAGCACCCAGCCGCGAUUUUGUGACUUGGAACGCGAUGGUUUGUGCCUAUGCUCACCACGGAUAUGGGCACGAGGCUCUGCAGGUGUUUGAAGAAAUGCUGCUCGAGAGAGUGAUGCCAAACCAUGCAACAUUCGUGGCAGUUCUUCGUGCUUGUGGGCAUAUUGGUCUUGUAGACGAAGCGCUUCACUACUUCCACGCUAUGAAAAACGAGUAUGGACUGGAUCCGCAGUUGGAACAUUACUCGUCUAUGGUUGAUGCGCUCGGAAGGUCUGGCCGGAUCAUUGAUGCGUUAAAGCUUGUCGAAGAUAUGCCUCUGGAGGCGGAUGAUGUGAUUUGGAGGGCUCUUCUUAGUAACUGUAAGAUGCAAGGGAAUGUCGAGGUGGCAGAGAUAGCAGCGAGCGCCCUUCUGGAGAUUGAUCCUCAGGACUCAUCUGCUUAUGUUCUUCUAUCGAAUAUCUAUGCUGAUGCAGGGAUGUGGGGCGAGGUUGCGAAGAUGAGGAGGAUCAUGAGACGUAGUGGGCUGAAGAAGGAGCCGGGGUGUAGCUGGAUCGAGAUCCAAGCCGAGGUGCAUAUGUUUGUAGUGGGGGAUAAAGCUCAUCCGCGGCUUGAUGAGAUAUAUGAGAAGUUGGAUGUUCUAAUGGCUGAGAUGAAACCUGACAUUGAUGUGUUGUUUGAUUUUAUGGUGUACGAGGAUACAAGAUGGUGUGCCUACUAAAUUAGAGUCUUGAAAAAUAUCCAAGGAUUUUCAAACAAUUCAUUUCUUUAUUUCUUCUCUCAUUUGUUAGUUGACA